This is a messenger RNA of Brassica napus (rape), 1277 nucleotides long. RefSeq lists its product as uncharacterized. The coding region runs from base 440 to 1024 and encodes 194 amino acids. The transcript has a single exon. Lineage: Eukaryota; Viridiplantae; Streptophyta; Magnoliopsida; Brassicales; Brassicaceae. The record is from RefSeq and is a predicted model, not a curated record.
UGAAGCUAUAUGCUGCGACAUUUCAGUGUAAAAACAAAUAAAAACUAAAAAACAAUAGAUUAAAAAAAUACGCAUUAUUAUUGGUGGUUUCAACUAUAAAAAGAAAACAGAUGGGCCAGUGACAAGCAACAUCUGUCCUUUCGAGGUUAGGGUUCUUUAGAGAGAGAGUUUAUAUCUUAACGAACGAUCCUUCGGAUCUUGUUGUGGAAGCUUGAAUACUAACAUGUUUUAAAAACUCUUCGUUUUUCUUUCUUUUCUAAACAAUUGGAAAAUUAUCAACUUAUAGAGCUUUCGAUCGUAUUAUUUGGUAGAUCGUCUGCCAUUAAAACGAAUAUAAUCUGUUUUCCCCUUGUUGUUAUUGUUCAAUAUCUUCAUAAACUACUCUCUUUUCUUGAAACUAUAUUAUUAUUAGAGAAUUUUUUUCAAAAUAUUUGAAAUAAUGGAAACAAUAUCAGUGCAACGUUCGUCAUCGGGUAAGCAGGUUUCUGGUAUGAGGCCAUUCAAGAACCCUAGAAGAAGGAGUUCUCGUGGUUCUCUUUCGAGAUCCGGAGGAAGCUUGGCACUGCCUAAUAAUCCGGCGUCUUCUUGUGGAUCUUCUCCGCCGUAUCCUACGCCGCCUGCUAACUACUCGCAGCCUCCUCUUCUCCCUCUUCCACGUGUGAACAGCUCAACUCUUCCUCUGCAACGCGUCAAGAGUUCUCACCCACGUGUGAACAGCUCUACUCUUUAUUGCGCUCAGACAAGAGCAACGUCUGAAACACAGCAGAAGAAAGUAGACUACGUUCAAUCUGUACCUAGGUUGAUUCGAACCGGUUCGGUUCCUGUCUGGUCUAACAAUCCGUGUGAUUUCCCUAAGGGAUUUGAUGGUUAUCCUGGUCCAGCAAUCUUGCUACUCUCUCCUCCGCCUAGUAGUUUGCCCAUGCCUAAGUUUUCGAUCAAACCGAAGCUUCGUUGCAACGCAGAAGCUGCAGGCAAAACUGACUUAGCCACCGAUAACAUCCGGCGAGUUUUACAGCUCCGGUGAAAGGUGGUGCUACUGCUACGUAACGAUAUUGAUUUUUACUAAAUAAAAUAAGCCCAUGGGCUUUUAUGGGCUUGUGUCUAUCUUAUUUUUAAAGUGAUAGAGCUCUCUCCUUAUGUGUGAUUUGCUAAGCCGUAACUUUUUAAAAGGCUUUGUUGGGCACAAAGUGUAGCCUUACCGGAAUAUAUUUUCUUUUAUACUGUUUCCUUUGUGUAAGAUUUAUUACCAAUCCUCUAAUAAAUCAAAGUUCCAGAUA